Dujonia railenensis is the source of this 2091-nucleotide messenger RNA. NCBI's taxonomy places the organism in Eukaryota, Fungi, Ascomycota, Pichiomycetes, Serinales, Debaryomycetaceae. The record is from the annotation of a GenBank genome assembly.
AUGUCCUUCAGUAAUUAUAACGAUUUCCAAAACAGACCAAACAACUACAUGCAAGGUGGUAGUGGUGGUGGUAGUGGUAGCGGAACUGGUGCUGAUUCUGAUGGCGGUCAUGGUAGUACAAAUAGCGCAGCAAAUCAGUCAACGCCACCAGGAAUAUUCGGUUCUUCGCCAAAUAGCUUUAUUGAUCAGGGAGGAAUGGCUUCCAACUAUCAGUUUGCCAACCCUUGGCAGCAACCAUUACCUUCGCAGAACCUGCAGCACUUAUCACAAAAGCUGCAAUCCAACUUGCAAGCACCACACCAGCAAAUACCACCACCGCAACAGCGUAGACCUUCUAGUUUGGAUUCCAUGAGUAUCUGGGGUCACAAUAUUGGUGGUGUCGGCAGCGUUAGCGGUAGCGUAGGAGCAAGUGGUGGAGCUGGCACUGGAGGCAAUAACUCCAUUUGGUCUACACAACAUAGAGGAAGCACUGGAUCAUCCAUUGGAGACUUUAUCCCUGCCAGUCAUCCACAGCAACAGCAGCAGCAGCAGCAGCAGCAGCAACAGCAACAGCAAGGAGGAUUUUUUGAACAAAGGAAGUCGUACGAUGAGUCUUCCCAAAUAUUUGACUUGAACUUCCGUAUGCAUAGUUAUGUUGAAGAUGUGCAAAACCAGCACUAUCCUCUGCAACAAGGUCAGCAACAAUACAGUAAUAUCUCUCCCAGAUUUCAGAAUGUAAUGCCCUUAGAAGCUCAACAACAUUCUCAGCAAUCUCAGUUGGAUAAGCUGUCACAGCUGCAGACCUUCCAAACUCAAUCACAGCCUGUCCCACUCACCGAGGCAAAUUUACAUUCAAUCCACGAGUACUUUUUAUCAGAUUCACAUGAAAGAGUUCGUGUUACAUUGAAACUCCUUCAAGAGCGGUUUGUCGAAGAACAAAAAUAUUUAAACGACACAUACCAGUUACCGAAUUUCCCAGUGGAGAAUUCAUUGAGGAAUUAUCAAUUGGUGUUAGUUGGAUUCAAGGCCGGGAGAAUUGACGUCUUUUAUCUCCCCAUGAAUCAGAACGAAUUCUGGAUCAAAGACUUGAAGAUCGGAGAUCUCGUAAUAGUUGAAGCAGAUAGGGGCAGGGACUUAGGAAAGAUUUUCAAAUUGAAUGUGUCAAUUGAUGAGGCUAGAUUAAUGAAGCUCUUACAAUUCCAGGAGCAACAAGCAGCGUUAUCAGAUUUAGAUUUGCGGAUAGAUUCAAUAUUGUCUAUUAGGAACUUUCAUCAACAUUCUAACCCACCAACUUUACAUUUUCCCAAGCCAAUUGUUGGACUUGCUCUGAAGAAAGAGAUAUCUCAAAUUUUGAACAAAAAGCAAGAUGAGGAAAAGGCUUGUAGGUUGUGCUUGGCCAAAAUUGCAAAUACAACUACUAUUGGACAAAAGGAUCUAUUGCAAAUGAAGUUAAUCGAUGCCGAGUACCAAUUUGAUAGAAAGAAGUUGAUUUUUUACUAUUCAACAUCGAAGAGAAUUGAUUUUAGAGAUUUGGUGAGAGAGUUGUUUAGGAUUUAUAAAACAAGAAUUUGGAUGUGUGCAGUUAUUGGUUUACCAUAUGUCCCAGGAGAAAUAAGCUCGCAGCAGCAUAAAGAAUUAUUUUAUCAAUCGAGCCAAGGACAGCCACAACAACAACAGCACCAACAACCAACAAAAUCGUUACCACAACAGAGUAGCUCGACUUAUAAGUAUGAUGGAGGAAAUAAUAUUGGAGUUUCUCAACCAUUCAACCAGUUUCAACAUUUUGAACCAAAUCUGUUAAAGGACCCAUUCAAAUACCAAGGGCAAUAUUUUCAACCACAAUCACCCUUUGUUAGGCGUUCAUCUAUUUUAUUUGACCGUAGGUUGAGUGACCCUUCAGAAACUGAGGAUGGAACCAACGUGAGCGAUGGUACGAUCAAUGUCACUAGAAAUGGAUCUAGCGGAAUUGUCCAUGGGGGCGAUAUUCCAAGAAAGUUCAAAGGAUAUGAGAGUAACCACGAAAUUGAAAGGAAUGCUGAAGAUGUGGAUGAUAUCUCGGGCACAGAGUCUUCAUUUGUAUUGCAAUCACUUGUAGAUUCAAUAGACCAUUAG